Messenger RNA from Anthonomus grandis grandis, 1109 nucleotides. It is a transcript of the gene RpLP0, whose product is annotated as 60S acidic ribosomal protein P0. The transcript has 5 exons. Lineage: Eukaryota; Metazoa; Arthropoda; Insecta; Coleoptera; Curculionidae. Gene Ontology annotation, biological process: cytoplasmic translation; ribosomal large subunit assembly; ribosome biogenesis. Gene Ontology annotation, molecular function: structural constituent of ribosome; large ribosomal subunit rRNA binding. The record is from RefSeq and is a predicted model, not a curated record. Gene Ontology annotation, cellular component: cytosolic large ribosomal subunit. Bases 82 to 1029 code for a protein of 315 amino acids.
UCAAAUCUCUGGUCUUUUCCAUUGCGCCUUUGUUUAUCGCCGAGUUCUUAAAUUCAACUAGAGUCCCUAACCUCACACAAGAUGGGUAGGGAGGACAAGGCAACCUGGAAGUCUAACUACUUCACCAAACUUAUUCAACUGUUGGAAGAAUACCCGAAGUGUUUCAUUGUGGGCGCCGACAAUGUCGGCUCGAAACAGAUGCAACAGAUCCGUAUCUCCCUUAGGGGUGCUGCGGUGGUACUCAUGGGAAAGAACACCAUGAUGCGCAAAGCGAUCAAGGGUCACCUUGAGUCCAACCCCGCUUUGGAAAAACUAUUGCCUCACAUCAAGGGUAAUGUCGGUUUCGUUUUCACUCGUGGAGACCUCGUAGAAGUCAGGGACAAGUUGCUGGAAAACAAAGUCAGGGCUCCCGCUCGUGCCGGCGCUAUUGCUCCAUUAUCUGUUAUCAUUCCUGCCCAGAACACCGGAUUGCCACCAGAAAAGACCUCUUUCUUCCAAGCUCUUAGUAUCCCAACUAAGAUUUCAAAAGGUACAAUUGAAAUCGUGAAUGAUGUCAACAUUCUUAAGCCAGGGGACAAAGUUGGUGCCUCUGAAGCUACUCUUCUUAACAUGCUGAACAUUUCUCCAUUUUCUUAUGGUUUGGUUGUUGAACAGGUCUAUGACUCCGGCACCAUUUUUGCACCAGCAAUUUUGGACAUCAAACCCGAAGACUUGAGGGAGAGGUUCUUGGCUGGCGUAGCCAACUUGGCCUCCGUCUGUCUGUCCAUUGGAUACCCGACUGUCGCGUCUGCUCCCCAUAGCAUUGCCAACGGUUUCAAGAACUUGUUGGCCAUCGCUGCCGUUACCGACGUUGAAUUCAAGGAAGCCACCACCAUCAAGGAGUUCAUUAAGGAUCCGACCAAGUUCGCCGCUGUUGCCGCCCCAGCUGCGGCUGCACCCGCCGCCGCCGCCCCUGCAGCCAAGAAGGAGGAGAAGAAAGAGGAAUCAGAGUCCGAAGAUGAUGACAUGGGUUUCUCCUUGUUCGAUUAAGUUUUUUCGAUUUAUUUUUUGACGUUUUUCGGACUGUUGCAGUUGUAUUCAGCCUGACUGUCAAUAAACAAUGAAAAUUU